Momordica charantia (bitter melon) is the source of this 4391-nucleotide messenger RNA. RefSeq names its product spectrin beta chain, brain. The record is from RefSeq and is a predicted model, not a curated record. NCBI's taxonomy places the organism in Eukaryota, Viridiplantae, Streptophyta, Magnoliopsida, Cucurbitales, Cucurbitaceae.
GAAAACACAGACAAAACGACGGCGUUUGGAGCUUCUGCCUCCUCCUCUCCUACUACUGCAACUCUCUCUCUGUUCUUCGUGCAUUUCGGUUUGAUCAUCGCGAGAUUGAUCGGAGAAAAGUGGAUCACAAUUGACCAUUUGAUUUGACCUCUUACAAAUUCCUUCAGGGUUUUGCCGCUCAUUCACCUCCGCAUCUCCCGAUGUCUUAGGCUGCUCAAUUCGUGAUUGUUUGCUCUCAAAUCUUUCAUUAUUUUUUGUGAUUUCUUCCACCACAUUUCUGCGCCAGCUGUAGAGCUGAAGUUGAUGCUCAAGAGUUGAUUUUUAUUUAAGGGGCAUGAGCCAAUUUGGAUCGUCUUGAAAGACCAUUGCAAGUGUAUGAUGUUAGGUUCUGGGAAUAAUUUAAAUCGAGGAAGUGCAUUCCCACCAUCAAAUAUGCCGUCCUUGCCCCAGUGUUUACCGCUGGAGCCCAUUGCAUUAGGUAAUCAAAAAAAUUUGUGCUCAGGGGAGCUGAAAAGAGCUCUUGGUGUUUCUUCUGGAAGUACAUUGGAGGACCGUUCUUUUGGAGUAGCCCAUCUGAAGCGUCCGCCUCCAGUGACAUCUAAGGAGCUGAAGCAUUUUAAAGAUAGUGUGCAAGAUUCAUCUAGAAGAGCCAGGGAAAGAGCAGACAUGCUGAGUGAAUCCUUGUUCAAGUUGGAUAAAUAUAGGGAAGCCUUGAACUCAAAAAAACGACAACGUAGUGAAAUUUCACCAAGUGAGAGGAUAGGUGGUGGGAACUUAUCUAAAAUGGGAAGCCAGAUUCAAAGAAAUGGCCAUGAUGUUAUAAUUCAUAGAUUGGAAGAUAGAGCAAAGAGUGUAGGGUUGAACAAGCGUGCUCGUUCAUCCAUAUCUGAUGUUCAGGCAGAAACCAGGUUCACCACAGUUUCAAAUAAUCCAACGUUCUUAGAGAAGGAUGGUGAUGUACACCAGCUUGUGAAUGAUGGUUCUCUUCGAAGUGAAGAAAAGACUCGCAAGUUGCUUGCUGGAGGAGAGGGAUUGGAUCAGAAAAUUAAAAAGAAGCGUUCUGUCGGAGCUGUUGGUUAUAGAAUUAAUAAUGGUGAUCGUGAAAUUAAACGAGCUACUCAUACCAAGCUGAGUUCUGACUCUAAGUUGCGAUCUUGUGAUGCCCAAGGGUAUAGAUUGAAAUCUUCAUCUGGAGUCAAUGGAAUGAACAGGUUGGAUGGUUCUUCCGAGCCUACUAGUUCAGAUGCGAGUACCAUAUCAAAGAAUGAACUUGAAAGUGCUCUUCCUUUGAAGGGUCGCACAUAUAUAUUGGAGCAGAGGAUGCUAAAAGGGAACAGUAGGCCAAGUAACCGGGAAGACAACUCAGUAGGUAGUCCAAGUACAGUGAUUAAAGCAAAGGUUUCUAGGGGACCAAGAACUGGAUCAGUUAUGGGGCUAGACUCAUCCCCAAAUAUUGACUCUUCAUCCGAAGCUCAUCAGGCCUGGGAAUCUUCAAGUCUUAGCAAAGCCCAAUUGGCUGGACUUUCAAGUAAUUCAAAGCAUGCAAUGCCAACUGGUUCAUCUUUGUGUACUGUUACCCAAUGGGUUGGCCAGAGACAUAAAAACUCACGCACUAGGAGAUCAAAGUUACUGCCUCCUGUGCCAGAUCUUGGUGAAACUCCAAGUCCAUCUCAAGACUUUGCAGCUUCUGAUUUUGGUCCACGAGCAAUUGCAACAAAUGGAUCAGUAUCAGCUAGUAGUGUUGACAACAAUACCAAAAAAUUUAAAAGGGAAGUUGAUAACGUUUCUUCUCCAAGUGGGAUGUCUGAAAGUGAAGAAUCAGGACCUGGAGAUGACAAAGUCAAAAGGAAAAAUACAAGUGGUGGCAAGUUUUCUUUAAGUGCAGUAGAUGAAGCUGGGUCUUCUAUAUUGCCGGUGAGGAAGAAUAGGGCACUGGCGAAUGAAAAGGGAGAUGCUGUGCGAAGACAGGGAAGGAGUGGAAGGGGUACUUCACAAGUUAAGCCUGAUAGCCCUUUGGUGAGAGAUAAGUCAGAGAGCCUAUUUGUAGAAAAACCACUCCACAACAUGAAGCCUGGCUCUGGGAAAAUGAGAAGUAAAUCAGGUCGUCCACCAUCAAAAAAACUAAAAGAUCGCAAGGGUUCAGCUCAGGUUGGGUUAACUUGCCGCUCCUCAGAUAUCACAGGUGAAUCUGACGACGAUCAAGAAGAAUUGUUUGAGGCAGCCAACUCUGCUCGUAAUGCCAACACUCAUGCUUGUACUGGUCCAUUUUGGCAUAAAGUAAAUUCCAUCUUUGUUUCUGUUAAUCCAGAAGAUGCAGCAAACUUGAAGCAACAGCUAAGUUUUGCUGAGGAGCUUGGUGAGAGGUUGUCUCAGAUGCAGGACACUGAACACGAGAACCUGGGUCUUGGUGUACAUGUAAUAGACACCAAUUGUUUAGGAGAAAUACGAGGGUCGAGUAAGGAAUUUGUUAGGUCUGCUACGAAAAGUGGAUUUGACAUGGGAAGACUAGACAAGGCUGUUCCCCUGUAUCAUCGAGUUCUUUCUGCUUUGAUAGAAGAGCGGGAUUGUGAUGAAUAUUACCACCAAAGUGAAGGGAAGCACAUGUUUCUGCAAUCAGCAAGUGAUGAUUCUCACUGUGGUUCUUGUAACCUUAAUGAUUAUGAACACAGAGAUAGAGAUAGAGUGGAAUCAGAGGCUGAGUCGACAAUAGAUUUUCAAAUCCCGAAGAAUAAUAUGUUUGACAGAUUCUCUUGUGAUAAAAGUGCCGUGUCCAACUCGUAUAGGAAUCCAAGCAUGUCUAGCUUCAUUCAUGGUGGCGAACAGUGGCAAGGAGAUGAUGACUUAUCACAUUGUGAUGUAGGGAAUGCCAGUGAAAUAUGUUCAAAUGAUUCUUUCCAGCUGCAAUCUGGGGAUGUUAACGCACCCAAUAUUUCUUCCAAUUGUCAGUAUCAGACGAUGCGACUGGAUGACAAACUUCUAUUGGAACUACAGAGUAUAGGGUUAUAUCCAGACACCUUGCCUGAUCUGGCCGAGGGAGAAGAUCUCAUCAACCAAGAAAUUAUGGAGCACAAGAGAAGUUUGUUCCAACAGGUUGGGAGAAAAAAGAGCAACCUGGAAAAAGUGGAAAAAUCCAUGCAGAGAGGAAAAGAUGCGGAAAAACGGAAAAUCGAGGAAGUUGCGAUGGACCAACUUGUUGAGAUGGCUUACAAUAGGAGAAUGGGUUAUCGUGGCAGUAAUGCUUCGAAAAGUACAGUUCGCAGGGUCACAAAAUCAGCAGCCAGGUCCUUAAUCAAGCGUACUCUCACUAGAUGUCACAAGUUUGAAGAUAGUGGCAUUAGUUGUUUCAGUGAGCCUGCAUUGCAGGAUAUCAUUUUCUCGACACCUCCGCACAACCGAGAUGCAAAAACCAUCAACUUCGGUGGCUCUACAACUGCUACUAAUAUGUUUUAUGAGUCUUCUCAUCAGAUGGACGACAGGGUAUUGGGUGCUGUUUGUGGCCCAUCUGAGAGAUAUGACUCACAGAGUGAUACUUUGGAUAAAGGUUCUUCAAAUGCUCAAGCCAUCAAUUCUUCAGAGCAAGACUGUAUGCGUGGAUCCAUGGUGAUUAAGCAGAAGAAGAGGGAAAUGCGCAUAGAUGAAGUUGCUGGAAGUGCUUCCUCCAGGGUCACAUCUGGGCUCACCCCAGGCAUCAAAGGAAAGAGAAGCGAGAGAGAAAGGGACCCUAACAAAAACCAUCCCCUUGCCAGCUUCUUCGGUUCAUCGUUGGAUGGCUGCCAAGGUGUCCGGCGAUCGAGGGCAAAGCCCAGGCAGAAGACUAGUUCUUUGUCGACUUCAGAAGUGCCGGAAUCUUUGGCCUCCGAAUCUCGUAAAACGGGCCCAAAUUUUGGCAACAGAACAAGAGAAAUCAACCAGGGCAACUUUGUGCUGGGGUCAUCUAAAGAGGCAGAGGAGUCGAGUGGUUUGAGUAACUUGCAAUUGCAUGAUUUGGAUGGCAUGGAAGAACUAGAUGUAUCAAAAGACCUCGGCGAGCAUCAAGAUCUCGGUUCUUGGUUGGACAUCGACGAAGAUGGGUUGCAAGACCAUGAUGCCAUAGGUCUCGAAAUUCCAAUGGAUGAUCUCUCCGAGUUGAAUAUGAUGGUUUAGACUGGUUUCAUUCAGGCCCCAACCUUUAUAUGGUGAAAUUGUUGUACCACUGCUCUGAAUUCUUAGUGACUGGCUUCAUUAUAUUGUGUGUAGGCCAUUAUAAUGUGUAUAUAAUUCUUCAAUGGUCGUUAAUUCUGUAACUAUUGCCUAAUUCACUUUCUAACCCGCAAGUUUUGGAUAUGACCUCUAUUGCUACAAAAUUUAGUUUAAUUUUAGCCUAUGUAACACUUAUCUCUAACUUCUUUUCA